AUGCCGCGGGAAGCGAAAGCACCCGCCACCUGCGGGGCCUGGACGCGGGCAGGGUACUCCCCUAGCCCCAGCCUUACUCGCAGAGCCCGGCCUAGGCUCUGGGGCCCAAAGAUCCUUAUCUUCUUCGUCGCCUUCCGGAUGCUGAUGCCGGUGAGUCACCCAUCACCAUUCCUGGCCAAGGAAGGGUACCCCAGGUACAACCACUUCUUUAAAAAUUCUGAAACUAAAAAAAUUGUGCAGGAUGUUUUAUGUUGUCAUCUCUCAGAAGAUACUAGAGAUUGUACCCCAUGCAUAUACGGAGUGGAUUUCACCAAUCAUUCGAACACUCUCCCUUCCUGCCUACCCUGUACAGUUUGUAAACCAGAUGAAGACAAGGUACGUCCGUGCACCCUCACCAGAGACACGGAGUGUCGAUGCAAAGCUGGCUAUUUCCAUGGAGAAGAUGCCCCUGAGAUCUGCUCCAAGUGCAGCACUGGGUGCCCCACUGGAAUGAUUCAAGACAGCCCCUGUACCCCUUGGAGUGACCUGAAAUGUGUCCCCAGAAAAGCAGGUACCAAGAGCACUGGGGAAGCCACAGUUUCUGGAGAGCAAGUGACCAUUGGCCCGAGGACUUCCACCAUGCCCUUUCCUUCCUCAGGCUUUGGAAAUCUAAAUGCCGUUAUAGGCACAGUUGUCGGGAUACUUCUUGUGUUGCUUCUGGUCUUGCUCUGGCUGUGCACCAAAAUAAGUCCUGGAGCUCAUGACAAUGCUCACAAUGAGGCCCUGAGCAAUGGGAAAUCACAGUCCGUGCUGGACCUUGAGCUGGAAAGGGAAGACCAGGAACAGGCUGAGGUGACAGGUGCCAUGAGACAGAACCCAGUAGAAGGAGAGCCUUUCCUGAGACAUCCAAACGCUGAAGGAUCUCAGACAAGAAGGAUGCUGCUGGUUUUAGCAAAUGAUGCAGACCCCACUGAAACUUUGAAGUCAUUCUUUGAUUACUUUACAAGUGUAGUGCCCUUUAACUCCUGGAACAAAGUCAUGCGGAGGAUGGGUCUCACAGACAAUGAAAUCUCUAUGGCCAGAGAGAGUGGAGUGUGCCCUGAGGACAAGCUAUACAACAUGCUAAACAAAUGGCUCCUCAAAACCGGAAAGGAGGCCUCUGUCAACACCUUUCUGGAUGCCUUGGAAACAGUAGGAGAAAGAAAUGCAAAAGAGAGAAUUCAGGACCACCUGGUGGACUCUGGAAAGUAUACCUAUGAAGAAUAUGAGGCAGACAGUCUCUGA
Orycteropus afer afer is the source of this 1263-nucleotide messenger RNA. Lineage: Eukaryota; Metazoa; Chordata; Mammalia; Tubulidentata; Orycteropodidae. The record is from RefSeq and is a predicted model, not a curated record.